AUGUCUUCUGAUGAGGCGUCCCAAAAUGCCUUGCCGAAAGAGCUCAUGGAGCUCCAAUUGGGUCAAAUUGACCUCCUCAUGGCGAUGUAUGCGUCGGAUGAGGCGAUUGCUAUGGACUCUACGGCCUCUGGCUUGAUUGAGACAUUAAGGGCAUGGUGUGAAUGUGACAGGGAAGCCGCACCAAAGUUCCCAGAGACAGUCAUAAAUCUCCAGCUCAGGGUCGAUGUUGAAGAUGACGAUUCUACAACAAGAACUCUACAGCUCACACUGACUGUGCCUUUGAAGUGUCAAAUACAAGAAGAACUAACAGAGCCACCGCCGAUAAAGACCAGGAUACAGCAACCGGAUUGGAUGAGCAAAGGAGAUGUUGCCAAGUUGAACACUGAGAUUCCUGAAGAAGAUAUUCUCUCAGUCAUUGAGCAUAUAAAAGACGCCGCAUCUCAACACCUCUUGAGUUUGAAGCAAGCAGAAAUUGCAAAUGGCCCAAAAGCAGACACAUCCUUAGUCCGAGUCUGGUUCUACUUCCCCUCCAUCAGCACAAGGGCAAAGCGAGAUGACUUUAUCAAUUAUGCACCGACCUAUGGACUUACUGGCUUUCUCCUCGCUGGGAAGCCGGGUAUCUUGUGUCUAGAAGGGGGAUCGGUCGCUAUUGACGACUUCAUGAAGUUCAUCAAGACAGAAAGCUGGGGCGAUAUUCCUGCGCAUCACAAAAAGGUCAGCGAGAGAUACCGAGAAGAAGCGACUGAUCUGAAGCGUGCAUUUUCGGAUAUGCAGGAGAUUACGGAUAUGAUUGAGAAGAGAGGUGCGAGGGGAAACCGUGGUGAUAUGAAGGCACUAGAAGCGUGGCUGGUUGAGUGCGGGCUUGGUGAAGCAUUCGGCAAGAUUUUAAUGUGA
Molecule: messenger RNA, 894 nt
Organism: Fusarium proliferatum ET1
Lineage: Eukaryota; Fungi; Ascomycota; Sordariomycetes; Hypocreales; Nectriaceae
Product: related to protein C21orf6 (GL011)
Exons: 2
Coding region: 1-894 (297 amino acids)
Source: RefSeq, a predicted model, not a curated record